AUUCAAUAAAUAAUACAAAUUCAUAGUGGGUUUCUAUGGAAAGGAAAAGAGGAGAAAAGAGGGAUCAGUUGGGUAAAAUGAGAAAAUGUAUGUAAACCAAAGGAAGCAUGGGAUUUAGGUGUUAGACACAUUGGAGUAUUCAACCAUGCACUAUUAUACAAGUGGAGAUGGAGGAUGAUGAAUGAACACAAAGCUAUACGAAAGGAUAUUAUUCAAGCAAUAUAGGGGGAUCAUAUAUUACAAAACUACAAGGAAAUAGAGACGAGUAGAAGUAAGAAAACAUUUAUACGGUGGAAAUACAUUUUGUCAGACAGAAUGGUAAUGGAGGAUAAGUCUAAUGGGGAAACAUUGAUAAGGAUGAAGCUGUUGAUUCUAUGCUCAGAUAUGUUGAUGCUGGAUUCACCACUUUUGAUAUGGCUGAUAUAUGUAUGCAAUUGUUUGUAUUAAUUCUUGCUCUUCCAACCAGAUCAGAAUUGGAAGAAAAUAUGGUCAAAGCAUAAGAUAAGAAGGGGAAUCUAAUUUGUCAAAAUCAGACAAAAUAAGAACCAAAGCCUCUCAAUACUAAUACUAAAAUAUACUAACAAAUACAAAUAUGUACCUUUUCUUUUCUAUCUCUUCAAGAUGCUGCAUAUGUCUUUUAUGUUUGUAAUCUAGCUGCUAUUAUUAGAUAUUAAUUCUCUCCCCUAUUGACUUCAAAGCCGGCCUUAUACUUCAUUUAGAGCUCUUAAUUUGUCACUUAGAGAAAAAAGAAGGAUAUAUAUGUUGGAAUAAUUUGUUAAGUAUAUCAUUCACUACUUAGCCAUGGAUGAAGGUGCUAAGAGAAUGGAAGAAGGCAUCAAUGUAUCAUUGGAUAUUGAUGAUGCUAAAGAUGAAGUUUUGAAGAAUCAAGAAACAACCAAUAUUAAUGGAAAUUCUAGUAUUGAUCAACAUGACACUGCAGACACAAUGGCUAAGCCUGCAUUGGUUAAGCAAAAGACAAAAAGGGUUGCAACACUUGAUGCAUUUAGAGGCCUCACCAUUGUGUUGAUGAUAUUAGUGGAUGAUGCUGGUGAAGCUUAUCCGCGCAUUGAUCACUCUCCAUGGAACGGAUGUACUUUGGCCGAUUUUGUUAUGCCUUUCUUUCUUUUCAUUGUUGGUGUUGCCAUAGCUCUUGCACUUAAGAGAAUUCCCAAGAUAAAGUAUGCUGUGAAGAAGAUAAUACUUAGGACAUUGAAGCUUCUCUUUUGGGGAAUAAUUUUACAAGGUGGAUACUCUCAUGCCCCCGAUGAACUCAAGUAUGGAGUCGACAUGAAAUUUAUUCGAUGGUGUGGCAUUCUCCAGAGAAUAGCCCUUGUAUACUGUGUUGUGGCUCUAAUAGAAACAUUUACAACCAAGCUUAGACCAACUACCUUAAGUCCGAGACGCAUAACCAUUUUCACUGCAUAUAAAUGGCAAUGGUUCGGAGGCUUCAUAGCGUUUCUCAUUUACAUGAUCACAACCUUCGCAUUGUAUGUUCCUGAUUGGAGUUUUGUAGAUCACGUUAAUAGCGACGUACCAAAGAGAUACACGGUGUUAUGUGGAGUGAGAGGACACCUAGGACCUCCAUGUAACGCAGUUGGAUAUGUCGAUAGACGAGUUUGGGGGGUUAAUCAUCUUUAUUCUCAACCUGUUUGGAGACGCUUAAAGGCGUGCACAUUCAGUUCUUCAGGUGAAGGAACAUUUCGUGACGAUGCUCCAAGUUGGUGUCUUGCUCCAUAUGAACCAGAGGGCUUACUAAGUUCUAUAUCAGCAAUCCUUUCCGGAACCAUUGGAAUCCAUUAUGGACAUGUCUUGAUUCAUUUCAAGGGUCAUUCAGAAAGGCUCAAACAAUGGCUCUCAAUGGGGUCUGUGUUACUCAUAAUAGCCAUUGUCCUUCAUUUUACAGAUGCUAUUCCAAUUAAUAAGCAACUCUAUAGUUUGAGCUAUGUUUGUUUCACAGCUGGUGCAGCUGGAAUUGUGUUCUCUGCCCUCUAUAUAUUGAUUGAUGUUUGUGGGAUCCGUACUCCGUUCUUGUUCUUGGAAUGGAUAGGGAUGAACGCGAUGUUAGUGUUUGUGAUGGCAGCUCAGGGAAUUUUCGCAGCAUUUGUUAAUGGCUGGUAUUAUGAAGAUCCAAACAAGUCACUAGUACACUGGAUCAAGAAGCAUGUGUUUGUAAAUGUUUGGAACUCAGAAAAAGUUGGAACUCUCUUAUAUGUCAUCUUUGCAGAAAUCACAUUUUGGGGAGUAGUAGCUGGCGUGUUGCACAAGUUAAAAAUAUAUUGGAAAUUGUAAUCUAUAACAUAAAUAUUCAGCUUUGUAAUUGGUUUCCUCUCUAUUCAUUGUAAUGUGAAUCUAAAUUGUCUUGA
Molecule: messenger RNA, 2363 nt
Organism: Vicia villosa (hairy vetch)
Lineage: Eukaryota; Viridiplantae; Streptophyta; Magnoliopsida; Fabales; Fabaceae
Exons: 13
Coding region: 802-2289 (495 amino acids)
Source: RefSeq, a predicted model, not a curated record